Molecule: messenger RNA, 417 nt
Organism: Caenorhabditis remanei
Lineage: Eukaryota; Metazoa; Nematoda; Chromadorea; Rhabditida; Rhabditidae
Exons: 3
Coding region: 1-417 (138 amino acids)
Source: RefSeq, a predicted model, not a curated record
AUGACGAUGAUGAAGAUUAAAUUGGUUAAAUUGGAGUCAAAAGAGGCUUUAACGAUUGGAAAACUCUACACGAAAUUGAAACAAGUACUGGAAACUCACUUCAAAAGCCAACAAAUCGGGAUAUCAUUGGACUUGGAUUUGGAAGAAGAAGUUGAUAAAAAGGAACUGUCGAGUGAAGAGUCUCAGAAACUACUCGGAAAAAUCGCCAAAACCGUAUCCAACUCGCCGAAUGAGAUGCUAGAUGGUAUCAAAAUUGAGAAGCUUCAAAUUAUGAAGACACUUGAUUCAAUGGCGUUUGGAAUGGCGAGAUGCGACAAUGCAGAGAUUAACAGGAUGAUGCAGUUGGAAUGUGAUAGAAAAGAGAGCAUCUCGUUGUCGGUACUCGCACCGCUCAUGAUUGCACUACUCGAUGAAUAA